This is a messenger RNA of Schistocerca gregaria, 4638 nucleotides long. It is a transcript of the gene Cyp4c3, whose product is annotated as cytochrome P450 4c3. The record is from RefSeq and is a predicted model, not a curated record. Lineage: Eukaryota; Metazoa; Arthropoda; Insecta; Orthoptera; Acrididae. The transcript has 12 exons. Gene Ontology annotation, molecular function: monooxygenase activity; iron ion binding; oxidoreductase activity, acting on paired donors, with incorporation or reduction of molecular oxygen. The coding region runs from base 5 to 1564 and encodes 519 amino acids.
CGCUAUGGCUGUGUGGGGCCGCGUGUGGGCCGAGGCUGGCGGCUGGUUGCAGAGUCCGGCCGCCGUGGUGCUGGUGGCGCUGGCGGCGGCGGCGCUGCUGUACAGGCGGCGGCGGGCCCGGCUCGUGUCCCUCAUACAGCGCAUCCCGGGGCCGCCCGCACUGCCCAUCAUCGGCAACGCCGUCGAGAUCAACGUCGAGCACGACGAACUCUUCGCCCGCCUGACGGGCACGACGAGGAUGUGGGGCCAGCAGUCUGGAGUGAACAAGGCGUGGCACGGAUCGCGGCCAUAUGUCCAGCUGUUCCAGCCAGAGGUGGUCGAGCCCAUCCUGAACAGUAACAAGCACAUCGAGAAGAGCGGAGACUACGAGUACCUACAGCCUUGGCUCGGGACUGGUCUGCUUACCAGUGGGGGCAGCAAGUGGCACGAGCGGCGCAAGCUGCUGACGCCGGCCUUCCACUUCCGCAUCCUGGACGACUUCGUGGACGUGUUCGCCGAGCAGAGCGCGCUGCUGGUGCGCCGCCUCGCCGCCGAGGAGGGCGGCCACCCCUUCAACGUCUUCCCCUACGUCACCCUCUGCACGCUCGACAUCAUCUGCGAGACGGCGAUGGGGCGAAACGUGAACGCCCAAGCAGACAGCGAAUCGGAGUACGUGCGAGCUGUCUAUGAGAUUGGGUCUAUUGUGCAGAGCAGACAAGCUAAGAUGUGGCUACAGCCAGACUGGAUCUUCAGGCUGACGUCUUUAUAUAAGAAGCACGAGAAAUGUAUCGAAAUUCUUCACAGUUUCUCCAAUAAGGUGAUAAUGGAGAGGAAGGAGGAGAUACGCCUUCAAAAAGAGAGACAGAAGAGCGGCGAAGACAAUGACUCCGAGUUAGGUAUGAAAAAGCGGUUGGCGUUCUUGGACUUGCUGAUAGAGUACUCCAAGGACGGCACGGUUCUCACCAACGAGGACAUCAGAGAAGAAGUCGAUACCUUCAUGUUCGAGGGCCAUGACACAACAUCUGCCGCUAUAUGUUGGUCGCUGUAUCUCAUUGGAAGCCACCCAGAUGUACAGGAGAAAGUUGUGGCGGAGCUGGAGGAAAUCUUCGCGGGCUCAGACCGACGGCCGACGAUGCGGGACCUGGUGUCCAUGAGGUACCUGGAGUGCUGCAUCAAGGAGGCGCUGCGGCUCUACCCCAGUGUACCGCUGCUCGCGCGACAGCUCACCGAAGACGUGCAGCUGGGCAGCUACCAGGUGCCGGCGGGCACGACGGCGCUGGUGGUGACGUACAUGCUGCACCGAGACCCGCGCUCCUUCCCGCAGCCCGAGCGUUUCCUGCCAGAGCGCUUCCUGCCGGACAACUCGACGGGCAGGCACCCCUACGCCUACAUACCGUUCAGCGCUGGGCCGCGCAACUGCAUCGGUCAGAAGUUCGCCAUACUGGAGGAGAAGGCGGUGAUCUCUGCGGUGCUGCGGCGCUACCGCGUGGAAGCGGUGGACCGCCGCGAGGACUUGACUCUGCUGGGGGAACUGAUCCUGCGGCCCAAGGACGGUCUGCGCCUGCGCAUCGAACGCCGCCUCUGACGCGUGGCCGACGCCCGGCUCACCUGUAUCGACCGGCCGGGUCGACGGUCACACGCAGCGACAGACACUCCAUCGCCCACGCCAGACACACCGCAGCUGCACGCCGCCCCCUAGCUAGGUAGCCUCGUUCUAGGCCACUCGCAAAUGUAUGCGAAUCGCGGCUUGUCUGAAACAAUUCAAAUCGAAUAAUUUCUACUUGUACGGUUACAAUGCAAACAUAAUCAACGAAAUCUGUCAGAAGAAGCUGAAAGCCAAACAGUUAAUUAACAACAUUGAAAUAACGCUAGACAGACAAGUAAAAGAAGAAUAGCAAAACUACGCUGUCAUGCCGUACAUCGGUAGCGCGUAUGUUUUGCAAGAAAAUCAUUCAUUUUAGUUCUCGUACCGACACACAUCGAGUAACGUUAUACGUCACAAAAUACAGAAAGAGCGUCCUUUCAAUAAAUCCAGAAUUUACAGUAUGAAUUGCUGAGAUUGUGAUAAAUUGUACUGGCCAAACGCGGAGAAAUUUGAAGCUUAAAGAACACGUCUAGUAUGCAUUUGAGAGAAAGUGGACACUCCGCAUUAGACAUAAACGAAGCAUUAAAAAAUUUUUACACAAAGCAGAUAAGCGAAAAACACGGAUAUCUUGGAAGAGAUCGAAAUAUAUGAGCAUGGUAUAUAGCAACCGAUACAGUCGUUAAAUGAGCAGACAGACUUGCGUAAUAUAACAUUUUUAGGCAAUUUUCAUCGUAUUUUACGAUUUAUUGAAUUCAGCAAUACCGGAACUUUAAUUAUGCCUAUACUGAUUAAAACUAUUCUCGAAGUCCACCCUGUAAGAAGUUUAUUAAGAAUUAACGACAUGUACAUAAGACUGUGAUCAAAGUGUAAUGUUAUCCACUGACAUGUCUUACCUAUUUACUGUACUUCUCGUAUUAUUUGCCGACAUUUGAUAAUGGGCUAAGGCCGUAACAGGCCAGUAAUGUAAUUGCAUGAUGCAGUAAAGGAAAAACUUAUCAGCCGACGAUGGUCAACAUGGUUGCAUUAUUUAGAUUAUUUUACUUCGAUUCUGCUAAGUGGUUUAUGACAAAAUGUUAAAGUACAUGACUGUACGAUGAAAUCUUAAAAGACAGGACGGAAAUCGGUCAGUUUCGUUCAUAUCUUCCAUGUUUUCGGCUGUGGGCAUCUGUGAGCAAACUAAUUUUCACUAUAAGGUUUAUUUCAGUCAACGUUCCGGGAUUUAUUUAGUGGCUACAUUAUUUUCGACUGUACAAUAAUUCUCGGUAGAAUUAUCUAGCCGCUAAAUACAUUUGCGAGCAUUGACUGAAAUACACCCCAUACUGGUCGUUCCAUAUAACGAUUUACUGUACCAACAGGUUUGAGACGGUGGCAGACAACAGUUAACAUGUUGUGCAAGCACGAUCUUCAGAGAAUCGUUUACGUAGAGCACGCGAUAUUUCUGUUCGAUUUCUUUAGAUUUUAAUGUCGUCUGCGAGACAAGUGGCCACCAUUUUGUUCUGUAGGAGAUGAUAUAUCGCACACCAGACAUUGUGUGAGCACUGCAUUAGCGUAACGUUAUAAAGGACCUGUAUAACCGUAUGCCAUUAGUUUUAAGCCUGGAACUAUAACCAGUGAAAUAAAUCUUUACACCGAAGAAAAUGUGACUGGUUACUGCAAUUAAAGCUUUUCCGUGAUUUGGGUCAAAUUGUGGAAGAUACCUCAGCUUCAGUUUAAUGAAGAGUUGAACAGUAUUAUUUGUUACAUAUUACGCCAGAAUUAGCUUAUUUGGCUCCUAUGUACCAGAACUGAAAAAGUACAAGUCAUUUUCUAGUAUUUUGUGCGUUCAAAUGCCUUGUUCUUUUAUUUUAUCAUUACAGUUGUAUCGCAGUUUCUUGGCAUUUCGAGUGUAAUAAUAGCUUAUAUUUUCAUCAUCUCGGACUGCAACUAACAAUUCCAACAAUGAAUUAAGGUAGUGCAUUAAGUGAGACUACUGACAGUGAUGUUGCCGAAGCGUGUGUCCCUCUGGAUACAACAAAUGGAAAUAAUGUGACUAGAAAGUUUAUAAUACACGGACUACGGUCCGUUUGAUUCCCGGUUUGGAAUAUCCCUCAGAAAAAUUCAAAAGUCCAGAUGCUUCCAUUGAAGAAAAAAUUAGCAAAUUUAUCCAUGUAGUUAACCAGAUUAGCAGUGAGCAGUGUCUGGAAAUAGUAAGAGAAAAAAAUAUGUAUUGAACCCUGCUUUGGUUUCAGAAAAUUUAAAAAUUAUCAAUAAAAGCAACAAAUGCCAAAUUCUGACAUUCAAUAGACUUUAUUAGUCAGUCAAAGCACCCACUACCUCCUUUGCCGCAUACCUGCAGUUCAGAAUACGAAAUCUAGGCUUCAACUGGCUUGAACGAAGUGUACAGAUGUUCAUUUAAAAUAGUCCAGCUAUUAAGAAAUUAAAUGACAGAUUGUAAUCAUGAAAGAACUUGAAUUAUUUCCCGAGGUAAACAAUGAUAAAUAGAUAAUUCAGUACUACUUAGAAACUGAAUAUAUUUGAUUUACACUUCGUGGAAGUCACGGAAUGAUUCUGACAAAGGUUAUUGCUACGUCCGUACAUUUCUGUCAGGUGUCCUAGUUUAAAUUGUGCUCUAAGUAAUAGGAACAAUUCUUACUCGGCCAGUAACAACUUCAGGCAAACUGCUUUUCGGAAAUGCUGCGAGCAACACGUUCCUCAACAGUUCUUUAACUGCGGAAAUUGGGCGUUCUUAAUAAUCGUGUUGGCAGCGGCAGAGGGACAGAAAGACAAUGGCGAAUAAACUUUAUCACUUUAUGCACGCACUCUUUACGCACCUGCUCCACCCGCUUUGUUGUAUUGUAUGUGAAUCUAAUGCGAAUUCUGGAAAACGUUGUACAGACGUUAAGACACGCACAUACGAAUGUUAUUUAAGUAAUUGUACUAAUAUAAAGAGUGAGUUUUAUGUUAUGCUCAUUGUUAAAAAAAUUAUUUAUAUUGUCACAUCUGUAAUGUAACGAAUUAAAUGGAUUUACAUUAUAAAAUAUCUGUAAUAUGUGUUGUUCGUCUCUGAAUAAAAUUAUCAUCAUUUGAAACAUUCA